Molecule: messenger RNA, 2786 nt
Organism: Scylla paramamosain (green mud crab)
Lineage: Eukaryota; Metazoa; Arthropoda; Malacostraca; Decapoda; Portunidae
Product: beta-mannanase/endoglucanase A-like
Exons: 3
Coding region: 559-1041 (160 amino acids)
Source: RefSeq, a predicted model, not a curated record
CAGGAGAAACACACACACACACACACACACACACACACACACACACACACACACACUCGAUCCUUUGUGACUCGGCCGCUCCAUACACGCCAUACACGUUCUUUGCUCUCUCUCUCCUCCUUCACUUCGGUUACUCCACGGCGAGGGCCUCUUCUGCCACUUGUCUGGCCGGGAAUGCUCCUCACCGUGAUGUAGUGAUGAUGGAAGGCUUUGCAGUAAUGGCUCAUCCCACACUGAGGACUCUCACGCCCCAGCAAGGCUCCCUAGCAACGCGCCGCAUCACGUCCAGCACCACGCGUGUAUAGGAGAGUGGGUGAAAGCCCUGCCCCUCCGCCCUUUACCUAUAUAAGAUAAGAAGUGGAGCCGCGACUGCCAUUUAUCCAGUAGCCGCUCCAGCCCGCGCAAUCCACACCCGCGCCAGGUAAAAAAGUAGGUUUACAGCAGCCGCCUCACGCAGCCUUGCACGCGCACUGUGACAACACAUUCUGUAAUACAGUAACGGACCCCAGUGUGUGCAAGCCUACGCCAAGGAAGUUCAGACCGCGUGGCUCAGGCAGGAUGCAGGCCAGACUGUUGGCGGUGGCGGUGACGGUAGCGGUGGUGAUGGCCAUGCCCAUGCCUCAGCUCACAGCCCAGCCCACACCUCAGCUCACAGCUCAGCCCACACCUCAGCUCACAGCUCAGCCCACACCUCAGCUCACAGCUCAGUCCACACCUCAGCUCACAGCUCAACCCACACCUCAGGUCACACCUCAGCCCUCAACUCAACCCAGGGUGACUCUGGAGGAGGCCUUCAUGAACCGAACAAGCGUGGAGGCUGUGGUGGACUGCUUCAUUGAUAACACGAGAUGUGAUGCCGAGCAGGUCAAGAUCAGAGAGCGAGCUAUGGCAGCCAUGAUGAACAUGGGGCGGUGUCCGGCGACGCUGUGCACGGAGCAGCAGCAGCUGGAGAUGACCCGCGCCAUGGAGCUGCUGCAGGAGCAACACAAGGACCUGUGGAUCAAACUGCUGAUUUCCAUGUUUGACCUGGACCUGCCCUAGAACGCGCGGAGCCAGCGGCCCACUCCUCUAGCAGGCACUUCGCCCCGGGCGACGCAUGACAGGUCUGGAGGCAGUGGUGGCAGCGGGACGGGCAGGGUGACGGAGUGACGGUCCGCAGCGGCAAAACUAUGUGUGUGUGAUGACAGUACACGGGACUGAAGUGGAAUAAAGGAACAGCGGAGCACGCGAUGCACGAAGAAAGCUUGAACUUUGCCCUGCAGUGAACCAGCGCCGCCCGGGGAUGUUGGAGUGCGGCGGGCGUGGUGGCAGACAGCACGGGUGUACAGAUUAGAAGAUUGCGAAUAAGGAUAAGUUGAUGUGUGCCACGCUCGCAUGAACUGUACAACAGAUCAUCCAGCAUGUGGUGAGUGCAGGUGACCGAGGACUAGCAGUAGUGUCCGUGCGGAUGUGCACGAGUGUCGCGUGUAAGGAGGAAGUACAAGGCUACGCGGAUGUCCUUUCUUCGUGUGGACGUGGAUCUGUGUGGAUGAUGCAGUACACUGAUGUUAAGUUUCACAAGGUUACCUAAACAUUCCCUGUCCCAAAGUGAGGGACACUUCUAGACUAGAUCUCACACCGCCUGAUAACGUGAUUUGACUUAAUCUCAUUUAACGAGUUAUUAGUUUCUGACUGAAGGAAAAAUAAAGUAUAAAUGCAGUGAUCAUAAAUUAAUUGAUAUUUUCUGCCGAAGAAAGUCCAGAUGUACGUAUUAUCAUGUAGAAGUGUAGGUUAUGAGUGAAUAAACGGUCAUUAAAUAGUUUAGAUAUUCCCUUAAUCAUUCACGUUACGCCCAGACACGUGGCGGAUCAACAGCUGACACUGUUGAUUGUAUUGUAAGAUCUUUAUCAUUACAAGAAAGACAGACGAAAUAAAGCCAUAUUUUGGAAACUUUACAGCGUCAUCCUGUUACGUUUUAUUGGCGAGGCCUUGAGAUUCUGUGUUGCUAGGUGUGUGUGAGUGUGUGUGGGGGCGGGGUGUGUGAGUGUGUGUGGGGGCGGGGUGGUUGCGCCUGCUUUUACCACAUACACCGCACCAUAAGGACGAGACGGAAGGGAGGCGCAACUAAUGCAACCCUGGUUACCUGAUAUCCUUGUUCACUAGAAUUUAAGGAACUUCUCACUUUCAUGUUUUGCUUCCUCUCAGUCUUGGAUCCCUAAACCUACCGACCGACAGUCUUACAAAACCUGGUAAUGGACUUUUAGCAGAGAACUUAAGAGUGAGGGAACUUUUAAACAUAGUGAGGUGCAGUAUGUUACUCAAUUAGUAUUAACUAUAAUCGUACAGUAACAAUAAUGAUGUUUUCGUAACUCUUAGCACUUCCUUUUUUUGGUUCUGUAACGCAGUAAAGAUGGUUAGAGAGUAUCAUCACUACCCUUGUUCGUCUUUAUAAAUUUAACACUUCCUUGUUUUUUGUCCUCUAAUGCACCUAAUAUAGUCAGACAGUAUCAUCACUGCCCUUGUUUCUCUCCAUAACUCUAAUUCUUCCUUGUCUUUUGUCUUUUAAUCUGUUCUCCCAAUAAUGGUCAGAAUGUAUCAUCACUAUUCUUUUGUUUUUCGUGUCAUUUCUUCAAACUCCUGACGUGCUCAUAAACAUGUUCCUAAAUCUCAUCUCUUUUCUCUUGAACCUCGCCUCUCAGUCCUUCAAACUCUUCUCGUGGGAACCAAAACAAAGAAUGGAGUUUGUAUAGUACAGAUCAGUUAUAAGUUUCAUGUACAUUGUGGUAAAAUAAAGUAACCUAAAUGAA